Messenger RNA from Cucurbita pepo subsp. pepo (vegetable marrow), 3193 nucleotides. NCBI's taxonomy places the organism in Eukaryota, Viridiplantae, Streptophyta, Magnoliopsida, Cucurbitales, Cucurbitaceae. The record is from RefSeq and is a predicted model, not a curated record.
UUCUGGUGAAUGUCUAAUGGCAAUGGUGGAUUGUGCUCAACGCUCCACAGCGAAACCAAAAUCCCCAAAUUUUUGAAACCCUAAUUUCUACUCCACUCUGCUCCUCAUUGAUCCUGCGCCUCGAAUUCCACGGGGCGGCUUCGUGCAAUGGAUAAUCCGCGAUCAACUUCUGCAAACGGAGACGACGUCGGAAUUCCAGACGAUUUACGGUGCAAGAGGUCCGACGGGAAACAAUGGCGGUGUACUGCCAUGUCUAUGCCGGACAAAACAGUGUGUGAGAAGCACUACAUACAGGCGAAGAAGAGGGCGGCGAACUCUGCGAUGAGAGCGCACAUGAAGAAAGCGAAGAGGAAAUCGUUGGAGGAAAGUGAUGUGUAUUUGGAGGAUAAGAGUGAUGAUUUUGAUGCGCCUUUGUCGAGUGGUAAGAUUGCGGAACAAUCUCAUUCAGGGAAGAAGUCGUCGAAGACUCCGGUUCGGUACUCACCUGAUAGUCCGCCCACUAGGAGUUUGCCUGGGCGCAAUUCCUCCAAGCAUGAUGAUUUGCAGAGGGAUUUGUCGCCGUAUGAGGAGAAUUGGAAGACUUAUAAGACAACUGCUCCGGAUUCUUCGAGGAAUUUGAAUUUGUCGCAGAAAAGCUUCGAUGCAAAUGCCAUGACGGAGUACUCUGAUGCAAGCACAAACUCCUCUGAGGAGAUUGGCGGGCAAACAUGCCAUCAAUGUCGAAAGACUGACAGAGAUGGAAUGAUGUGGUGUCUCAAGUGUGACAGGAGAGGAUACUGCAGUAGCUGCAUCUCUAAAUGGUAUUUGGAUAUAUCAUUGGAGGAAAUUCAGAAAAUUUGCCCUGCAUGUAGAGGUAUUUGUAAUUGCAAAGUGUGCCUGCGUGGUGGUAAUUUGAUAAAGGUAAGAAUAAGGGAAAUACCGGUUUUAGACAAGUUGCAAUAUCUUUAUCGUCUAUUGUCAUCUGUACUACCUGUUAUCAAACAGAUCCACGUUCAACAAUGCUUUGAAGUGAAACUUGAAAAAAGGAUGCAAGGAGAUAAAAUGCUUCUUCUUAGGGCAAAGUUGAAUGCAGAUGAGCAGAUGUGCUGCAAUUUUUGCAGGAUACCUAUUAUUGAUUAUCAUCGGCAUUGUCCAUGCUGCUACUAUGAUCUAUGUCUCAGUUGCUGUCAAGAUCUACGGGAAGCAUCUACAUCAGCAAAUAGUGGAGAUCUGUUAGAUAAUGGGAAUGAUAUGAUGGGCCAAGACGAGAAACAUUUGUUUGAACAAGCAUACAGACAGAGAUUGAAAUUCUCAGAUAAAAUCCCUCACUGGAAAGCUAGUUGUUAUGGCAAUAUACCUUGUCCUCCAAGGGAAUAUGGGGGCUGUGGUUAUUUUCAAAUGAACCUGUGUCGGAUUUUUAAAAUGAACUGGGUUGCAAAAUUGGUUAAAAAUGUUGAGGAAAUGGUUGGUGGCUGCAGGGUUCAUGAUUUUGGAACCUCGCCAGAAGCAGAGUCAGAUGAUCCCAGCCUUUUGCAGUGUGCUCAUCGAGAUAACAGCAAUGAUAACUUUUUAUAUUGCCCAACAUCAUCAGACAUUAAACUUAACGGAAUCAGUGAUUUUAGAAAACAAUGGGCUAGCGGCAAACCCAUUAUUGUCAGGCAGGUUUUUGACAGUUCAUCACUUGCAAGCUGGGAUCCAGUGGUUAUCUGGAGAGGAAUUCGGGAUACAAAUGAUGAAGAGAGAAUGAAAGAUGAGAAUCAAUUAGUGAAGGCCUUUAAUUGUUCAGAUCAGUCUGAGGCCAAUAUUGAGCUUGUUCAGUUCAUCGAAGGAUACUUCAAUGGUCGUAUCUCGGAAAAUGGUAGACCAGAAAUGUUGAAGUUGAAAGACUGGCCUUCCCCCAGUGCAUCUGAAGAGUUUAUUUUGUACCAGAGGCCUGAAUUCUUUGUUAAGUUACCUUUACUCGAGUAUAUCCAUUCCAAAUGGGGACUUCUUAAUGUUGCAGCAAAAUUGCCACACUACUCUUUGCAAAAUGAUGUUGGACCUAAGAUUUUUAUAUGUUAUGGAGCUGGAGCUUUUAAGGAACCUAGUGCAGGUGAUUCUGUGACUAAUCUUAGUAUCAACAUGCGUGACAUGGUAUAUUUAUUGGUUCAUACUCAUUCAGUGAAGCCUAAGGAGGCUCAGGGGAUUGAUAUUGAGUGCACGGAAAAUACCACUGUGAAAUCUGUGGCAAAUGAGUUGCACAGUGAUGAAGAAUUGUGUUCCGGUGAUGGGAGAUCAGCAGACCUAUUAGUCCAUGGUCAUGCAUCGCAGGAUGAGCAGGAGGCUAUGGGUGAAGCAGAGACAGAAGGCACAGUGUUGAGUCAGAAGAAGGAAUCCAAUUGUGCCGAUGAGCAAACUGACAACUCUAAAAUGUCAGAUAGAGAUAUAUUUAAAAAUUCUUAUUCUGCAGUUGUUUGGGAUGUCUAUCGGCGAAAGGACGUUCCCAAAUUGACCGAGUAUUUAAGACUGCAUUGGGAGGAAUUUGGGAAGUCUGUCAACAUAAACAAUGAUCUUAUUAUGCGGCCUCUUUAUGAUGGAGCAUUGUACCUCGAUGGACAUCAUAAAAGGAAAUUGAAAGAUGAAUUCGGAGUAGAGCCUUGGACAUUUGAGCAGCGUUUGGGUGAAGCUGUUUUUAUCCCUUCAGGAUGCCCUUUUCAAGUCAUGAAUCUUCAGUCCAAUGUUCAAUUGGGUCUUGACUUCUUAUCUCCUGAAAGUGUUGGUGAGGCUGCAAGAAUGGCUGUAGAUAUCAGGUGUCUUCCCAAUGAUCAUGAAGCAAAACUGCAAGUGCUGGAGGUCGGAAAAAUCUCACUCUAUGCAGCAAGCUCAGUUAUCAAAGAAGUACAGAAGUUGGUGCUCGAUCCAAAGCUAAGUGACGAGCUCGGAGUCGGGGACCCUAAUUUGACUGCUGCCGUUUCCGAAAACUUGGAGGAGAUGACAAAGCGAAGGCAGAUAAGUUGUGCUUAGUUUGUUUAUAUUUAUUGUACUAUAGAUUCAAAAGAGAGUAUAUUUACCAACACUCACUACUGGACUUGAACAAACCUGUAUAUAUGAAUGCGUGCAAUAGUUAGAUCUGCACAUGCCAACUAACAAAAUAUUUUUUAGGCUUUUAGCCUGAUGUAGAAACAUUGUAACAUCUCCAUUAUAGUUUUAGAAAUGGCAAGAUUAGAGUUUUACA